Molecule: messenger RNA, 1020 nt
Organism: Dendronephthya gigantea
Lineage: Eukaryota; Metazoa; Cnidaria; Anthozoa; Malacalcyonacea; Nephtheidae
Product: putative L-aspartate dehydrogenase
Exons: 8
Coding region: 119-967 (282 amino acids)
Biological process (GO): NAD+ biosynthetic process
Molecular function (GO): NADP binding; L-aspartate dehydrogenase [NAD(P)+] activity
Source: RefSeq, a predicted model, not a curated record
UGUGUACAUCAGUGAAGCAACAGACGGUAAAGUACUGAGAAUAAUAUAGAAUUAUUGGUUAUUUCACUGUAAAGGAAAAGGUGUUUGUGAAAAAUUUUGGCAGUAAAUUUUCUAUAUCAUGUCAGAAAACAGGAGUAAAGUUCGUCGUGUUGGAGUCGUAGGCUUUGGACAUCUUGGUCAAUACCUGGUCAAAGCAAUCCUUAAUAGUAAAGACCUGGAGUUAGGGUUUGUUUGGAAUAGGACCUAUGAGAGUGUCCUAGGACAUGUUGACAAUAAUUUGAUAUUGAAAGAUCUGGAAAAAUUCACAGAAAGAAAAGUUGACCUGAUUGUUGAGGUGGCUCAUCCAUGCAUCACAGAUAAAUUUGGAGAAAUGUUUUUAGAGCAUGCAGAUUAUAUGAUUGGCUCACCAACUACUCUUGCAAAUGAAGCAAUACAACAGAAAAUUUAUGCAAAAGCUCUUUCUAAUUCUCAUGGUCAUGGGCUAUACGUUCCUAGUGGUGCUUUCUGGGGUGCAGAAGAUGUUAAAAAAAUGGCUGAUAGAGGUACACUAAAGGAAUUGAAGGUGACCAUGAAGAAAACACCAUCUGCUUUCAAACUGUGUGGUGAAUUAAAAGAGAAGAAUGAGAAAGUCACCAAAGAUCCUGUGGUUCUUUACUCAGGUCCUGUGAGAGAUUUGUGUCCCUUAGCACCAAACAAUGUUAACACCAUGGCAGUCGCUGCAAUUGCUGCUCAUAAUUUAGGUUUUAGUGGUGUUCAUGGCUGUUUGGUUGCUGAUCCAAGUUUAGAUUGUCAUCUUGUGGAAAUUGAAAUUUUUGGUCCUGGCGAGGAAACAAACAAAUUUCACGUGAAGACAGUCCGAACUAACCCGGCUAAAACUGGUGUUGUCACUGGGAAUGCAACUUAUAGUUCUUUCUUAAGCAGUUUGUUGGUUUCUCGAAACAAAGGCGUUGGCAUUCAUCUGUCGUAACGACAAGUGUCCCAGUGAGAUGUAAGAUCAAGAAACGAUUGAGGAACGAUUUG